AGAGAGUCAGUCGGCCAUUGCUGUGUGUCGUGGCUCUACAACCAAACACGAAGGCAGAGAGGAAACCGUAAACCGAAGUGUACCGAUUCAACGGUAGAGAGUUUUUAUUGUUUCAAGGAGAAAGUCACGCUGUCGCUUCUUUUGCUAGCUGGUAGAAGAUUCACCACCUCCGGAUAUGUCCUUCAUAUUUGAUUGGAUUUAUAGUGGUUUCAGUAGUGUUCUCCAGUUUCUAGGGCUAUACAAGAAAUCGGGUAAAUUAGUAUUUCUUGGCCUGGACAAUGCUGGAAAAACCACAUUACUCCACAUGCUUAAAGAUGACAGAUUGGGACAGCAUGUUCCAACCUUACACCCCACCUCAGAAGAGCUUACAAUCGCCGGAAUGACCUUCACUACCUUCGACCUUGGCGGCCACGCGCAGGCACGAAGAGUGUGGAAAAACUACCUCCCUGCUAUCAACGGCAUAGUCUUCCUCGUGGACUGCGCAGACUACCCGAGGCUGAACGAGUCUAAAACAGAGCUAGAUGCGCUCAUGACAGAUGAGACCAUCGGAAACGUGCCUAUCCUGAUCCUCGGGAACAAGAUCGACAAACCAGAAGCUAUUAGUGAGGAAAGACUACGUGAAAUGUUUGGACUGUACGGCCAGACAACAGGCAAGGGCAACAUCCCUCUGAAGGAGCUGAACACGAGACCCUUGGAGGUUUUUAUGUGCAGUGUUCUGAAGAGACAGGGGUAUGGUGAAGGCUUUCGCUGGCUCUCCCAGUACAUCGACUAGAGGCCCAGCUGCCCAGGGCUGCGGGAUGAGCUGUCCAUCACACACCACACACAUGUGGUGUCAUGUUUGGCCUGCCUCACUUUUCUGAAAGAAAAACAAACAAACAAACAAACAAACAGUACAACUCGAAUCCAAUAGACUGUUAUUGGGUGAACAUUCGGUCAAACAGGUUUUUUUUUUUUUUUGGUCCUUCACAUUCUUUUUGAGAGAAUUCCAUAGCAUUUACCCUGCAGAUACAUUAAGCCCAGCCUUAUUGAACCUUUCUAUUUUUUUUUAUAGUAAUUUUUUUUUCCUGUUUCCGUUGACAUAAAAAUACCUGUAAAUGCCUAAUGGUGUAAGCCCCUGCAGUUCAGACAGCGAGAGAUUGAAGACUAGUGUUUAUAUCCAUUGCAGUACACCUGUCUUAAAACAGGAAACACCUGUGACUCCUAUCUCAUCAUGGUUUGUUUUUCUGUUGAUUUCUCUUCACAUGUCAUUCUUGCUUUAUGUGGCCAGAAACAGCUUUUCUGGGAAGGAUUUUCUGUAGCUGCAUGCUCUCUCGUCACUAAACAGUCUAAUCCUGACUCUAAAACUUGACCUUAGGUUAGAAAAUUGAUCACGGUUUCAAAAAUGCAAUUCAUAUACAACCCAUGAAAAACUGUAAAAUGAACUGCCAUAGUAGACAUUUUUGAGUUCAUUCCUAAGCUCUCUUUAACUGACUACAGACUCCACAGAUCUCUAAUGCUGAUAGACGCUGCCUGACGCUGGAGAUAGCUAUUGCAAUAAAGAGGGUAGAGAGUGAAACAGCAGGAGUUCAUCAGUGCUCAGAACUGUCUCACACAGUGGCAGCCAGGCAUGCUCAUACAAACCCAUUUAUUGUCAUAUUGAAAUGUGGAUAACAAGAAAACACUGUGUAGUCAGGAGGAGAUGCAGUUUGUGUUUCUGGUGUAUGCAGGUGACUAUGUGUAAGAUAAGCCAUUUUUUGGGGGUGAACGUCAGAUCAAACUUUGGUGGACCAACACAGGGACUCAGUGUGUUAGAGUCGAUUAAAAGCGCAGAAUACUCCACAAACAGGAAGAAAUAAAGGAAAUGAACCGUGUGUGAUGAAUAACAUACACUGGUUUUUAUAAGCGUUUCUCCAGAGUAGCUCUUGAUUUCUUUAAUGUGCAUUACAAAAUAACUAUUAUGCAUGCCUUGUUCUUUGAUUACUUUUUUUUUAAUGAACACGUACAUGACGUAGAGUCAAAAUUCCAAAACAAGGGAUCAAAUGCCAAAUUAAUGUGUAGGAGUUGAGAGCAAUCUUCUAGAAUCUUCUUCAGAACGAAACAUAAUGGAAUGGCACAUACAGUAAUGCAGUUUUUUUUUCUGUUCUGUCCCUCUGUCAUCUGUCAGUCCAUGAGCUGUUCCAUUAAGGGAGAUGUUGUUGUUUGCAUCAUAAAUUGUAAUAAAUGUUUGCAAUUAAAACAGA
Molecule: messenger RNA, 2219 nt
Organism: Chanos chanos (milkfish)
Lineage: Eukaryota; Metazoa; Chordata; Actinopteri; Gonorynchiformes; Chanidae
Gene: sar1b
Product: secretion associated, Ras related GTPase 1B
Exons: 7
Coding region: 176-772 (198 amino acids)
Biological process (GO): intracellular protein transport
Molecular function (GO): GTP binding; GTPase activity
Source: RefSeq, a predicted model, not a curated record